AUGGCGGACCACCCGGACGCCAUUGAACGACCUGAUGACCCCGGCGAUGAACCCGCUCAUCGUUCGCCAAUUGAUCUGUCCGCGGCCGUUACCGGGCUGGAUCUGCUAUUCUCCAACUUAGCGGCAGUAGAUAACCAUGGAAAGGCGCCUGCAGUCGCGCCGACCGUCGAUGUUCCAUUUGAACCCAUCGACGAGCCUCUGUGUCCCUCCCCUACUGCGCCCGUGUUGGAGCAAGACAGCUCCAACCCUUCAGGUGAAGAAAUCGCGGCGGUGCCAGUGGCUAAGAAGUCCGCCAGGUACACGCAGUCAACGCUGCCGUGGCCCAAGAAGGGAGGUCCCGCUGGCUACGCUGGACCGUGUGGGAGAGGCGGAAAGGGCGCCACAGACGUUCAGACGCAGGCGUUCAAACGGCAUGCGGCAACUACCAAGCACAAGGAGGCGUUGAAACACCAGCAGAAGCUUCUCGACGACGUCGCUACGCAGCCACGGAUCAACGGCGACAAUCUCGCUCGCGACACGGAGAAGGAGCGGGUCGUCAAGCUCCUCGACUCCCUGCUCUUCGUGACCAAGCAAGAUGCACCCAUAGAGUUAUGGGUGAAUCUUGUGCGCUACCUCGCGCGACUCAAGGGAUCCACGACGUCCGCUGGCUCUCCCGCGGGUGACGCCAUUCUGCGCGCGGUAGAGGUCUUCCCCGCGCUGAUCGUGAUGCUGUAUGAGUGGGACAUCACCCUCUACGAGCUCGCCACGAGCUACAGGUUUCACUUUCUGCUAUACUUCCUUGCAGACGUCCUCGAGCAGCUCAAUGUGCUGAACAGGGCAUUCCAGCAGCGUGAGCUGGACAUUGCAAGUGUCCACGGGCAGAUCCGCCGGUCGAUUUCAUUCCUAGAGUCCCGCUACGUCGACUGUGGUGACGACUUUGGAGGCGGGGUGAGCGCGCGCCUCUCCCCGUUCAUCAAGAAGCACGGGCCUGAGGGGGGCAAUCCCGAGGUGAAGGUGCAGGGAGUCGACUCGGACGGGCGGCCCACGACACACACCUUCGAGCUGCACGAGAAGCCGAGCGAAGACUACCCGACCCUCGGCUCCCACGACGCCUGCGUCGAUCUCUGCACCACCUUCGCCGAGACGCUCGUGCAAAACCUCAGCACACGGUUCCAGGACCUGGACUCCCUGGUGGGAGUGCGGCUGUUCAUGCCUGACGAGUGGGAGCUGGGGAGAGCAGAGCGCCACAGGCAGUGUCUCGAGUGGCUCGAGUCUCUCGUGAGGCUGUUCAGGGCACAGGACACGGACUACAUCAUUCCAGGGGUCGACAAGCGGCGUGCGAUCAAGGAGCUGCGGGCCUUCUGCCCCAUCCUCGCAGUCUCCUUUCACUCAUCGCUGCGCCGUGCGUCGCUUCACUCCAUCUCGGUUCUCAUCGCCUCGCUCUUGCUUGGAUCCGCCACCGCAGCAGCGGCAAGCCGCAGUGCAGAGCCGUCGGCGCGGGUGCGGGCCGCCGCAUCACGCGCUCACCACGCUGCCGCAGCGCGCAGCCUCACCUUCCCCUCGCCAAUCGCCCCGCCUCUCGUCGCCAUGGCGCGCGGCCCGCGUUCCGCCCUUCAAGCCGGCCUCGCCACGGCCCUCGCUGCCGUCGUCGCACUCGCGCUCCUCACCGCCGCCAGCGUUGACGCUGUAUGCGAUUCGAUGGUGUCAUUCGAAGAUCAGUACUUGUUGAUCAGAAAUUGUGUAUGCGAAGACGUGGAUCGGAGCGUGUUCGCGGAUGGAAGCAACGUCAACGCGCAGAUCGACUGGCAGGGCAUGCUUGGUGCUGAGCGCAGGUGCAGCAGCAUCUCCUUCCACUCCGCGCCGGGCUGCGGGGCAAGCCCCUACGAGACGAUCCUGCGUCCCCCGCCGGAUUGGGCUGUUUUGGACUUUGCCUCCAGUCAGUGGUGA
Molecule: messenger RNA, 1926 nt
Organism: Closterium sp. Naga37s-1
Lineage: Eukaryota; Viridiplantae; Streptophyta; Zygnematophyceae; Desmidiales; Closteriaceae
Source: the annotation of a GenBank genome assembly